UUAGGCGACAAUCUCCGAACGAGACGGUCAACAGAUUCAAUACAUAUUGUUGACUCUAUAUAUACAUACAUAUAUUAGUAUAUCUAUAUAAAUAUAUAACUUUGCGAGUAUAUUAAAUACCAAAAACGAACACGAAGUUAAAGGCGGACCCAAAUACGAUGACGACAACACAAUUACUUAAUAGGAGUAUCCGUACAAUGCCUACAUGGGUAACUGAGGCAAAAGAUCGAUCCGGACCUCCAGCACCACUACCGCCUCAAAAUGGGUCGAAGAAGGAGAGUCCAUACAAUGUGCCCACAUUGCCUUCCAAAACAAAAGACACACCCGAACCGGACUAUGAAGUGAUCGAGUUUUCCAACCAACAGCAAUACUCAAAUGAACCAAUGAAAACCCCACAUUUUCGAAAUAAGCCGCUAGAUAAUAAAUUGAAAUGUACUUUGUGUGGGUCGCAGAAUCCUUGGGUAACCUGUAGUGAGUGUGCUGGCCAAAUCUUUUGCGCGUCGUGCGAUGAUAUGUUCCAUAAGCAUCCCAAACGCAAGCAACAUAUUCGCAAGGCUGUUGAGUUGGGUACACCACCAAUACCGCCAAAAACACAAAGUGGCGCAGCGCCGCCCAUCGCACCGCCGCGACGCAGUAAACGUGGAUUACUGACACCAUUUCUAGGCCGUAAGGAACAGGAUCCAAAAAAUCUUUCACAGAUGUUGCCGCCACCUUCACCGACGCCAUCCCACAAAUCGAACGUUGGUUGGCGAUCAACGUCGUCGAAGACAACGUUCGUAAACGGGUCAAAUGGGAUGAACAAAAGGCCGUUGCCUGACCCGCCAGGUUUUGUAAAUGCUCCAAGUGAAGUUGGGUGCUUGUCGCGGUCGGAAACGCCUCAAUCUGUUUUUGAUACAAUACAACGUCCGCCAUCAGUGCAACUUGAAAAGAUUAAAACGAAAGCGAGUGCCACCUUAGAUCGCAUGGCACAAUUGCAAAAACGCUAUCAUCAACAGAAGACGCAAUCGCAGCAUGACAUUGAUAGUUCUAGUAGAUCAACUACUCGAAGUGAUCAGCAAUCGCAAAAUGUCAUCAACUUUGAACAUUGGUCAAACGUAUCACCAUCGCCCUCGCACUUUCAUUCUGGCAGCAUGUCAUCCGGUUUGAAUUCAUCGCAUUUUGAUCUAUCGGAUGAUUCCCAUACUUUUCAUAAUUCUCUACUGUUUCAACAUCAACAUCACCAACAACAUAAGGCACCAGUUGCUCAGCGUCGUCAAAUGAGCAGUUCGGUAUUCAAUUUAAACAGUUUGAGUCGGCGUCCCCUAGCUGAAAUGAAAAAUGGAAGUGCAUGGCUGGUCAAUCAGCGUAUGCAACAGGCGCAAUCCAUGGCACAACUCAACUGUGAAGGUUGUCGCCAGGGUCAUCAGGGGGGAAACUUAUCAAAUCAUCAAAUAAGAUCGACAGAUGAGUGGACUCAUUUUGGAUCCCAGCAGCAGUUCAAUCACUCUAAUCUCUCGCUGAAUAUGAAUCAAGAUUUCCAGUUACAACAGCAAUAUCCAUACUAUCCACCUCCCGUAUUUAUGAACCAGGGUGGCAUUAUGCCUCAUAUAUAUCCGGGCGCAACCCGAUAUCCAGCUAUGCAUCCAGGUGCUGUGGGUUAUGGGCCACCUUCACCAGCUUCUCGAGCAGCAUCACGCUCUCGCUAUGCGGCAUCGCCAACACCAAGCAGAAAAUCACUCUCCUUGCGCCGUAGCAAAAGAAGCAGCUAUGUUGAUGAUGAGUUAACAGACGAUGAGGAUUCUGAGCAGGAUGAUCGUCGCUCAUUAGUAUCAAGUCGUUCUGGUAUGACAAGUGCCUCACGCGGGCAUCAGAAUCAUCAGCGCCAACGUCGUUUGUCAAGUGCAUCACAACUGAUUAACAAAGGUGUUAAGGAUGAACUAAAUUCAGAUCAGUUACACAAAGUAAAAUUGAUGAAUCGACGCGGUUCAGAUUCUAAAUCUGUGCUAGUUGAGUGUCAGACCGACAUGAAAGAUAGAAAAUUUACAUUUAAAAGAGACCAAGUUGAAGCUCAGAAAACUAGUCGCAUUUACUCAGAUUUAGAAACCGAAGGCCCUGGAGCUCGUGCCUUGGUCCAGGCAAAGAUACAACAGAAACUACAAGAAGCUGAUAAGCAGAAAAUCAAUCGAACUGAGUUGAAACAAAAACCAGAAACAAAAGAUGAAAACACACAAGCGGCUUCUGUAAUAGCAAAGGUGGCUUUGACUUCAUGCAAAUUGCAGAACGAAGAUAGAAACGUUGAAGAGGAACAGGAAAAUGGAGAAGCCGCUGGUACUGAAUCCACACAAAAUUCUAGUUUUAUCACAACACAGAAAGAUGUCGAUCUUGGCCCUCCUCCGACGACACCAGAUUAUGAGUGGGAAUGUGAGUUUUGCACCUAUGUAAAUGAGCCAAAUAUUAAAAUCUGUGCCAUUUGCUGUAAAACGCCCAGCAAGCCACCAAAGAGAUUAAAGGAGCGAAAGUGUUCGGUUAAGCUACCCAAGCGUUCUGAGACAGACUGCAGUACCGGAAGUUUAAAAGCCACAACUCAAGACUUUUCUACUCAAAGCGAAACAAUAGCAGACACAUUUACAACAGAUUCUAAUAGGAUCAGUUCUAUGAAUAAGUCCAAGCCGAAAACAUCCGAGAAAAUCGAGUCAAAUAAGUCAACAGCAAAUGGGUUUAUUCAAAAAGAAUCCGUGAAGAAUAUUUGGGAUAAACUCGAUAAAAGCAUUCAGGCACAGGCAGAGCAGGUUCUACAACAAGCUGAGAAUGCAUCAGAGAUGCCGCCUUCAACAGAGCUGACAUCUAACAUUGAUUUGAGCCAUCAAGAGGGUGAAAAAUUCACAUCGCGACCACCACAUAAUAUUUCUACCCAAACGACUUACGAAACACGAUCGGAAGAGCCAAUUCUACAGGAACACAACGAUCCACUAAAAUCAAAUAAAAUUGAAAGACAACUUUCUUAUCACAACAGCUCCCAACCGUUCAAGACAGAACACUAUGGCGCUUCUAACGAAAAUCUAAUUGGCAUAGAUCUUAACUCUAAGCACCAGCAACAGAGCCCAGACCAAUUUGUAAGGCAACCAAACUUCAUAAAUGAACUUAAGGCAUUACAGCUAAAAUCGAGGUCCCCUUUCGACCUUCACCAUGCUUCUACUGGUUAUCAGCCCGAAAUGGCGAGAAAAUCCGAAAUUGAGAUGCAUAUUAUACUAAAAGAGUUGGAGUUUUAUAAAUUUAAUGUUGAGGAAUUCGAAGCCGCACUUAAAUACUGCAGCGCAGAUAAAAAUCCCAUACAAUGGUUGAGAGACAAUUGGCACAAGCUUGUGGAAACUGUGCAGAGUCUGGCGACGAAGUAUGGUCAAGAGCGUGCAGAGAACACCAUUGGUACCAUAUCACAGCAAGAAGCCCGCAAUGCGCUAAGAAGUUCAAGUGGAAAUGUAUGGCAAGCAGUAGCAGAUUGCAUACAGCAAAGACAACAAAAUUACAGCAAGUUAGCAGCAAAAGGAAACUUUUCCAAUGAAGAUAUUGUAAAUGCUUUAACAGCUCAUCAAGGUAAUUUGGAUCAGGCUGUAUUCGAAUUAAAUCGCACACAACUGAGACCAUUCCUAUUGCGCAUCUGGGGAUCGCCAAAUGGCAUGGAAAAUGAGAGCACUUCCAUAGAUGUCAAGUCGGCUAUCUCAGUUAAUGACGAGAUGAGUUUAUCCAAUGAGAUUGAAAGUAAUGCCAAAAUCUCAGAAAGCACUUCAAUAGGAGAAUCUGAAGAUAUUUGGGAACCUACCAUUUCGGAAGAUAUUACAUCUGUUGUUGAAGCUAGAACACAUAACGAACUGUUACAAACAUUGUCAAUAAAUAAUCCUGCUCACCCUGUUAUGGCAAAUGCAGCUGACGGCGUAUUAUUGCAGUCUGCGGAAAUAGUUUCUCAAGGAACUCAUUUGGAACCUUUGCGAUGCAUUUCAAUAAAAAAAUCUCCAGAAAAAAAUCAUCAAGUUGAUAACCCUAAAAAAGCUCCACAUAUUGCAGAUAAUUCACUAGUAGAAUCUUCAAUAGACUCUGAAUUGCUGCCAUUAGAAGAUUCAAAUAAAAUAUUAUUGGUACAGCUUCCAUCAGAUCCCUCAUUAGGCCAGAAGUACACCGCAGAUGAAGAAGUUGAUAUAUUGAAAGAAACAAGCAUAUCGAAAACGCUAAAAACAACAAAGUCCUCUAUCAGCAAAAUACCCAAACUAACAAGUGAUCAUAAUUCCAACUUAACAAAAAAUAAAAAAUUGUUAUCGCGCUCCAAAUCGUUUUCUGCACCCAUAGGCAUCUCUUCUGUAAAACGGAUACAACAGGAGUAUCUGCAAAAACAGAGUCAAUUGAAUACUAUAUCAAGCAUUAGUAGAGUGCCUAUUAAAAGUAGUUUAACCAGGAAAAAAUCUUUAAGUGAGGCCAUAGACAAGUUUAACAAAAGUAUAACUAACGAUGGUUCCGGCUCAACUGGAUCUGCAUCUCCAAUGACGACUUUGAAUCGUCGAAUACCAAAAAAAAAAUACCACGAAGCCUGCUUUUCAGACGAUGACUACGAAACCUCAGCCCCCGAAGAGGAGGGUACAGAGCUAAAUAUAGAUGAGCUCCUUAAAGGUGAGAUUUUGAAUCGUAAACUGAGAGUUCCUGUUUUCCGUGCCUACCCUAGUUUGCAAGAGACGGUUAUUGAGGAGCCAACAGUCCUGGCUCACAAAUAUGUGGACCUUAAAUUAGUGAACAGCAUUGCUGAGGCUCAAAUAGUUGCCACGUUAGUUCAUAUGAAGUUUCAAGAGGAUGUUGCUCUAUGGGCAGUCAAAGAAUGCUCAGAUCUUGAUCAGGCUAUAUCGCUGUUACAACAGGAAUGUGAGCUCUGUAUGAAUACCUACCCGAUGAAUGAAAUUGUUUGCAUGCUGAAAUGCAUUCACAAAUGUUGCAAAAAAUGUGCGAAGAGCUAUUUUACAGUUCAGAUUACCGACCGUAGUAUCAACGAUUGUAGCUGCCCGUUUUGUAAGCUACCAGAGCUCAGUAACGAAGUGGCGCAUGAGGAUGAACAUUUAGAAUAUUUUUCAAACUUAGAUAUAUUUCUUAAAAGCAUUUUAGAUGCCGAUGUCCAUGAGUUAUUCCAACGCAAGCUACGUGAUCGCACUCUGCUGCAGGAUCCCAAUUUUAAGUGGUGCAUUCAAUGCGCCUCCGGUUUCUUUGCCCGCCCGAAACAAAAACGUUUAAUAUGUCCAGAUUGCGGGUCAGUCACUUGUGCUCAGUGCCGAAAGCCAUGGGAAAAACAGCACGAGGGCUCCAGCUGUGAGGCAUAUUUAGAAUGGAAGAUCCAAAAUGAUCCAGAGCUGCAAGCUCAAGGUGUACAGGAACAUUUGGCACAAAAUGGCAUUGAUUGUCCAAAAUGCAAAUUUCGUUAUUCCUUAGCAAGGGGUGGCUGUAUGCAUUUCACGUGCACCCAGUGCAAGUUUGAGUUCUGCUACGGCUGUGCCAGACCCUUUAUGAUGGGCGCCAAGUGCAAUAUAUCUUCGUACUGCGCUAAGUUGGGCUUACAUGCACACCAUCCACGCAAUUGUCUGUUCUAUUUACGCGACAAGAUACCGAUGCAAUUGCAGUUUCUUCUCAAGGAGCAUAACGUUCCAUUCGACACGGAGCCCCUGGAACUGCAGUAUGAAGCAAGCAGCUCAGCAAAAGCUCGAGCUUUGGUUCGCUGUCCCAUACCAUUACAGAAGGAGACCCCGCAGGGUCUAGUUGAUACUGUUUGCAAUAGUGAUGUUCCCGAUAAACAUGCUGGAAUGUGCCGAACGCAUUAUGUUGAGUACUUGGCCAGUAAGGUUGCCAAGGCAAGUAUUGAUCCGCUUCCCAUUUUUGACCUGACAGAUUGUGUACAGGAGCUCCGCAGACGCGGCAUUGAACUGCCCGAGCGAGGCCCAUGGGAUACGGACGAAAUCUAUAAAAAUAUGUGCUCAAAGGUAAUCAAACAGCACAUACCACUUAAAUCCGCCUAAAGAUGGAGAUGAGUUCGAAUUGAAAUUGGUUUCAACUUAAUCAAAGUGUCCCCUCCAUUUAUUCUCUAUGAUUUCUGGCUUAUCUUACAUCCUAUCGUUUUAAUUAUUGUAUCUUUUGUUUUUUUUUUUAAUAUAACAAAAAUAAAAUAAUAUUGUACAAUAAUUAUAUUGGAAACCAAUAGGCAAAGAAUGCAAAAAUAAUUUUGAGGCCGAAGCCGAAGCCGAAGCUUUUCAAAUCUUUACCAUAUUUACUAAUAAUCAAAUGAUAAUAUAUUGUUAUGAAAUUAAAAUUGAAUUAAUUUUAAACAAUAAAAGUAGAGCAACGUUCAUGCUAUUAUUUAGUAAACACAGCAGCUUUAAUGUACAGUUUACUCUUAUUAAAGCGUUUUGAUUAAAUAAUAAAAGCGAUAAUAUGAAAACAAACAUCAUAAAGUGGCUUAUGCAUUUACUGGCUCUGAAAAUAUAAAUACAUAAAUACACUAAAUGCCCUGCCAUAAGUGUUCACGCUCUUGUAAGUUUUCUUGCUUGCGUUUUCUUCAGGCGAGCACGCGCGAAUGUAACUUUCUUAAAUGCUAUAUAAUAUUAAACUUAAUUAAAUAAUU
Messenger RNA from Drosophila sulfurigaster albostrigata, 6622 nucleotides. RefSeq names its product E3 ubiquitin-protein ligase lubel (gene LUBEL). Gene Ontology annotation, biological process: protein linear polyubiquitination. NCBI's taxonomy places the organism in Eukaryota, Metazoa, Arthropoda, Insecta, Diptera, Drosophilidae. The record is from RefSeq and is a predicted model, not a curated record. The transcript is spliced from 18 exons. Bases 159 to 6020 code for a protein of 1953 amino acids. Gene Ontology annotation, molecular function: K63-linked polyubiquitin modification-dependent protein binding; ubiquitin protein ligase activity; linear polyubiquitin binding. Gene Ontology annotation, cellular component: LUBAC complex.